UAUUCAUUUUAGCCUUUCGUUUCGGGUUUGGCUCUGUAGAGUACAGAAGGAAAUAACAUCCUCGUUGAAGAAAGGCAAACAGAAAUCAUGAACGUGGAGGAAGAGGUAGGGCGACUCAAGGAAGAGAUCACGCGUCUUGGUAAUCGCCAGGACGAUGGCUCCUACAAGGUCACAUUUGGAGUGCUGUUUAAUGAUGAGAGGUGUGCAAACAUCUUUGAAGCUCUUGUCGGAACACUGCGCGCUGCCAAGAAGCGUAAGGUUGUGACAUACGACGGCGAACUCUUGCUGCAAGGAGUCCACGACAAUGUCGAAAUUACUCUCAAACCAGAAGCAGCAGCAACCGGCACAUAGAGAUGAACAUGACAAUUUGAAUCCUUCUAUUUGCUGUAAUAUGUCCAGGUGAAAUCUGUACAACUUUGUUUCCUUUUCUGAUCAUAUAAUAAUGCAUCUUAUGGAACGAA
Messenger RNA from Andrographis paniculata, 461 nucleotides. RefSeq names its product costars family protein. Lineage: Eukaryota; Viridiplantae; Streptophyta; Magnoliopsida; Lamiales; Acanthaceae. The coding region runs from base 88 to 351 and encodes 87 amino acids. The transcript is spliced from 2 exons. The record is from RefSeq and is a predicted model, not a curated record. Gene Ontology annotation, biological process: regulation of actin filament-based process.